CCCAACUGGAAUGAAACUACUCGCUGUCUCUUUCCUGAACAUUGUCCCGCAUCAUCCCUUCAGCUAGGAGAAAGAAAGGAUGGACAGCUGAUUUAAUCUGGAAAGAACUAUUAGUUCACAAAAAUGGGACCGAAAAUGAUUUUUGAAUGGAUUUGUCCUCUGACUCUCAUAGUCUGCAUCACGAUUGGCUCUUUCAUAAUACCUGUGAAUACCCUUGAGUGCAAUGUAGAUAUCCGUGAUGAACAGAAAAUUUGUGAUGGCACUAACAGCACUGUACUGGAAUCAGAACUACAAUCUGGGAGCAUCAAUGAUUUCUGUAAUUAUACAGUCUCGCAAUAUGCAUGUGCUCAGUGUGAUGUGUUGGCACAGUUGACUAGUGAGAACUUGACCUUGAUCUUCAAAUGUUUUGCUGUAACGAGACCUGUGAGCAUCUCUGAUCUGAAUGUCACCACCCUAUUCGUGCAGAAGAUCAGUCUAUCAAAGCUCAAAAACUUGCUGAACAGGUUCAACAGGAAGAUUAAUGACACAUUGACAAUUCCACUGAUGGCUAAAGAAACAAUCUUUCAAGCUCUUUGGGAGAGAUUUAAAAUUGACCUGAAGACAAACAACACCAGUUUUCUGGAUGCCUUUUCACAGCUCUUUAGGCCAUUUAUUGCUGGCAUCUCCCAACCAAUUCUGGAGACACUUCAGUAUUCAGACAUAGUGUGUGAAAACUUCAAAGCAAUUGUGCAAGGACUCAAUGCAGGUCUGGCUGAGAUGACACUCACCACAAAGGAAGUUCUGGAGAGAUGGAUCUUUGGUUACAUUAAUGUCACAGGUGUGGACUGCAUCACCAAUACCAGUGAGUCCAGAGACUGGCUUCUGAAAAAUUGGGGAUUCAUCAGCGAUCUCAUCCAAUCUGUCAAUCUUACGAACACAAGUUCCAGUGCAGUCAGUACGACUGUCAUUCAAAAAGAGACGAUAAGGGACACAUUACUCGGCAGUAUCUUUACCAACCUGAAACCCUUGUUUCCAGUGUUUACCCCAACUAACUUCUCCAACUGGUUUCAGACACAACUACCACCGCUGCUACCUGCUAUUACAACUCCUGAACUUGAAGACAUACCCGUCAACAUAACUUGUGAAUCUUAUCAGGCGAUAGUGAAAGGAUUUGACACUGUGUUCUCAAACUUAACGGUACUACAGCUUUCAGAAUUCUUCAAUUUUGGUAAAAAAAUCCUAACCUUCCAACUCAAUUCAUCAGGUAUUGCAUGCACAGGCAACGUGACUGGAAGCCGUGAAUGGAUAAAAAAGAACUUCUUGAAAUCCUUGCAAGGCAUGAAAUUAAGAGACCUCUUAGCUCUGAACAAAAACUUUUCUGGAUUUGAAGUAUUGGACCUCCUCACUCCUCAACUACUUGCUGAAUUGACUGUGAGCUCCGAAGCAUGGUUUAAUGUGGACAGGAUAAAUCAGAUCAUUGAUACCCUCGUGGGCCGAAAUUUCAGCGACCUCAUUGCCUAUUUCACCCAAUUUAAUUAUGAUACCUCCAUGAUGAAUAUUACAACUUUUCAAAACACUACAGUGAGGGAUCUAAUGUUGAGCAGGAUCAUGCAGCUGUUGGAACGCAAAUUUUCAUCAUUUAAUACCAGUGACUAUGUUGAGUGGCUUCAGCACAGACUAUUUUUGCUGCUGCCCAGUAUUACAGGAAAAGAGCUUGCCACUAUACCCCCCAACAUAACCUGUGAAUCUUACCAAGCCAUAAUUGAAGUGUUUAACAGUCUGUUAAUGAACUGGACAAUGACACAGAUUCCAGAGAUUAACAACUUUAGUAAAAAUAUCCUUACCUCCCAGCUCCAAUCAUCAGGCUCCGCAGAUAUUGCAUGUGCAGCCAAUGCAACUGCAAGCCGUGAAUGGAUACAAAAGAACUUCCUGAAAUACUUGCAAGGCUUGACUUACAGAGACUUCAAAACUCUGAACAAAAACUUCUCUGGAUUUGAAGUGUUGGACCUUCUCACUCCUCAGCUACUUGCUGAAUUAACUGUGAACUCUGAAGCAUGGUUUAACACAUACAGGACAAAUCAGAUCAUCACUACCCUCACAGGCCGAAAUUUCAGUGACCUCGUGGCCUAUUUCACCCAAUUUAGUUAUGAAACACGCAUGAUGAAUAUUACAACUUUUGAAAACACUACAGUGAGGGACCUGAUGUUAAGCAGGAUCAUGAAGUUGUUGCAACCUGCACUUUUAUUAUUUAAUGUCACUGACUACGCUGAGUGGUUUCAGAACAGAUUACUUUUGCUGCUGCCCAGUAUUACAGGAAAUGAACUUGCAGCUAUACCUACCAACAUAACUUGUGAAUCUUACCAAGCAAUAAUUCAAGCCCUGGAUGAUUUGUACCUAAAUUUAUCAAAGUCACAACUCAGUGAUGUUUACAACUUUAGUAAAACGUUUUUGAACUUGCAAUCUUUCUCACAAGGAACUGGAGAUGUUCCAUGUACUGCUAACACAACUGGAGUUCGUGACUGGCUACUAAAAAACUUCAAUAAAUUCAUGGCACAAAUCACUUUCACAGACAUACCGUUUCUGAACAAGAAAUCUUUUCUGUUCGAAAUAUUGGACCUGCUCAGCAUCCCGCAGCUCUCUGGACUGACUGUGAAAUCACUGAAUGAUCCUUCGGGCAUCAACAGAAUCAUUGACAUCCUCAGCAAUAAAAGCUACAUUGACUUGAUCGGCUAUGUUACGCAAUUUGUUAAUGAGACAAAAGUGAGGAACAUUACAGAUAUUCAACCACUCGCAACAAGAAGCUCAUUGUUGACGGGGAUCAUGUCGCUGUUAAGAUCCUAUUUUACAAGAUUUAAUGAUACAGAUUAUGCUGAGUGGUUCCAGAACAGAUUACAACUGCUGCUGCCUAGUAUCAAUUACAGGUUGCUGGGGUUGAUACCCACUAAUAUAUCAUGUGAAUCUUACCAGGCAAUAGUCAAAGGGCUGGAUAAUUUGUACCUACGUUUUACUCUGCAACAGAAUAGGGAGAUCUACCUUUUCAGUAAACGUAUCCUGAAGUUCCAUCAAAGUUUAGAAGGCUCCCUGGGUAUUGCUUGUGCUGAAAACUCUUAUGGAUCCCAUGAAUGGAUAAUCAAAAACUUUUUCCGCUUCAUCUCCCAGUUUGAUUUCAGUGACUUCACAGAUCUGAAUAAGAACUUCUCUGCUUUUGAAGUGUUGGACCUCCUCACUGCAAAGCAGCUGUCUGAAUUGACUCUGGAAUCUGAUGUGUUGAAUAACAUGGAUAAAAUCAUCCAGAUCCUUGAUGUUCUUACAAGCAGAAACUUCAGUGAUUUGGUCAACUACUUUAACCAAUUUGUUCAUGAAACACAAGAGAUGGGCAUAACAGCAAUUCAAAACACAAUGGUGAGGAACGUAAUGCUGCAAAGAAUCUUUGUGCUGCUGAGACCACAUUUUGUAGUAUUUAAUGCAAGUGAAUACAUCGACUGGUUUCAGAAUAAAUUAAAUUUACUGCUCUUCGGUAUUACACAAAAAGAGCUUGACACACUACCCAGCAAUAUAACCUGUCAAUCUUACCAAGCCAUAGUGAAAGGACUGGACAAUUUAUAUUCCAAUUUAUCAAUGACACAACAAAAAGACAUCUACGAUUUUAUUAUAAAAUAUUUGACUCGCCAGCUUAAUACAACAGCAACUGCAUGCACUGACAAUACUAAUGGAAGUGUAUCAUGGCUCCUGAUUAACUUUGGCAGAUUUCGGUCAUUCAUCACUUUCAGUGAUCUCCUGGCUCUGAAUAAGAACUUCAUUGGUCUCAGUGCAAGAGGAUUACUGACAGUAACUCAACUGGGGCAGUUGGCUGGUAAUAAUGGAACACUGCGAAAUAUAUAUGAGGUGCAGAAAAUCCUCAGUAUCAUCACAAGUGACACUGUUACUGAGUUCAUUGAUGCAUUCAGCACUGCUGUUAAUCAGAAUGUGGUUUUCGCUCCUGGUGUGGGUGCAGCUUUAUUAGAAAAAGUCCUGAAUCUUUCUCAGUCAAUACUUUCAAAUGCCAGCACCACUGAACUCCAAAUCUGGUUUGGCUCGAGGUUACAAGCGCUUCUGCCCAGUCUCACUAAAAACAUUGUGCCUUUGGUCUUUGUCUCCAAGAGCUGCAAAGGGUUUCGUACCAUUGUCACAAUACUGAGCUCAAUAAAAAAGAAGCUGAGUGUCAGCAUUCAAGAAGCUGUUUAUAGAAACAUAUUGGCUUAUAAUAAAGUAUUCCCUCUCCUCUGCUAUGAGAACACCAGUUUUGUUUCUUACCUAUACAACUAUUACCAAAAUUUUUCUGAAUUUCUAACCCUGAGGGAUACGUUUCUGCAGAUUCCUUCAGAUCGCCUUGAUGAGGUGUUGAAAACCAUUGAUCCUGGUGAAUUUACUGAUCUACUGAGCAGGCCUGGAUUCAUUGAUGACAACAAGUUUCUGAUCACACUGUUAACCCGUUAUCUAUCCAGACAGAACCUGGAUAAAUUUGUGGAUGAUUUCAACUUAGUUAGCCGAGAUAGUCAACUGACAGAUGAUAACCGAGCUGCACUCUUAAAAGUUUUUUGGACGUACUUUGCUACAUUGAUCCUGCCUGAAAACAAUGACACUGAGGUGGAUAAAUGGCUCAACGUCAGAUUACAGCCAUAUCUCCCAUUUAUCACCACUGACCUCCUCAUUUCCAACAUUACCCUGGGAAUCCAGUGCCUUCCCUACAGGAAAAUUGUCAGAACAUUGAACGCUCGCUAUGCUGACCUAACCACAAUUAAACGGAAAGAAAUCUACAAUGGUAUCAAAGUUUAUUUGCAAGAAGGUCCCAAACCAAAAUGCUAUGAUGCAAAUGAUACAGCCCUGAACUCCACUGCUUGGUUCAGUAACUACCUGGGACUGUUUAUGAAUCAAAUGUCACUGACUGAUCUUCAGUCCUUCUUUGAUAAUGAAGCACAGAUUCAAGAGUUUGUGGCAAACCCUGAAAACCAGGCUCUUCUAGAAAAUCUGAAGUUAUCCACUGAAGUAUCAAAGUUCUUCAUUAACCUGCAGAUGAAAAAUGAAACAGUUUUUAACAUUUCAAGUCUGCCAAACUCUUUGGUUUGUUUUCUUCAUGGCACUAAUAUACUUAGAUCCCUGAAUGUGCAGCAAAUACUGGCCUUAAUUGAAAGGGUAAAUGAUGUCUGUGGGUUGAGCAGCUCAUCCAAUAGAACAGAUGAUGCAACAUUUCUGACAGAUGAACGUCGGAAGCUCUCAAUACUUCUAGUGAGCAAGUUUGACAGCUUCUCGGUCAGUGUUCUGAAUGGGUUGGGACAAACAGCUGUUGGACUGUCAUUCUCACAGAUUAGAAGUAUUGAUGGGAACAGUCUACAGGGAGCUCUGCCAAGCUUGAGCAAAGUUAAAGGCUGGAAUCUGGGCCAGGCUAAACUGAUUGUGGCCAAGUUACUCAAACAGAACUUCCAGGUCAAUAACGCACAGAAUCUGCUAGGCCUGGGCAGUUUAGUGUCUGGCAUUCCAAGCAGUGUGUUUGAACGCAUUGAUCCAGAGGUGUUCAAAGGGUUACUAUCCGAAUCGACUUUUGUGGAGAAUAUUGGAGCAGCAUCACAACCAUUAAGAAUGAUCUGUGUUCUGCAAGUGCUUAGGAAUGAGAAAGACCCUCUAACAAUAGUAAAGAACAUUCCUCCUGUCUUAGCCAAGGAAGUCCCACCUGUACUGCUAAAUUCAAACCUAACAAUUAAAGAUGUGAACAACAAGCAAUGGGUUCCCAGUCAGGCUGCAGUGUUCUUUGAAAGCAUUAUCAGAAGCAGUAAUGAUUAUGAGAAAUUCUCACCCUCUGUCCUGCAAGGCUUCAGCUGUGGUGCAGUGAAGACCCUGAAUUUCACUUCAUUUAUUGAGCUUGUUCAAGCCAUGAAGGAGAAAAGGGCCAUACUUGAUGAAAGCCAGCUCAGAUGUAUAUAUUUUAGACAAAAUUUCCAAAAGAGAUCAGCUGACAUAGACAUAUUCCCUGUGAAUGUUCUGCUAUAUUUCAACUCCGCCAACUUCAGAAAAUCUCAGAAUUGUAAGGCAUUCUUCAAAGCUGUUGGAAAAGCAAACAUUGAUAUCUUACCAAAAGGUUCAGCAAGAAGACAAAAUCUGCUGGAUGAUGCCCUGACGUGUUUGGGAAUUUCAGGCAGUAAUCUGUCAAGGGACAGUGUGACAGUACUGGGCAGAUUGGUCUGUGACCUCACAGGAUCAGUUAUCUCUGAGUCUGAUAUUUCCAUUCUGGAUGAAUUAAAGAAAUGUAUUUCAUUCUCGGAAAGUCAAAGGAGAGCAAUUGAAGCACUACUGAAGAGUGGAAAGACCAGAUACAGUGCUCCUUCAUCAUGGUCAUCAUCAACUAUAUAUGAACUGGGAAAUUUGCCUUUGACUUUGACUGACACGUGGAGAGAAGUAAAGGAGGCUGUCAUUAAUGAAGCACUCCCAAGAUUUAUCAAGAAAAUAAAAUCAUUGAAACCACGCGGUGACGUCCUGGCAUUUAUAAAGCAGCUGGAUUUACAAAAAGAAUCAAACAAUACAACAAACUGUACAAUGGGGCAGAUAACAGCAGAAAACAUUGAUGAUUUGACACCUGCUAUCUACAAUGUGAACCAGUUAGAUCUUUGUUUGAGUGAUCGUGUAUUGGACGACAAUGUUCUUCAACUGGGAACUCUUUCCUUUGACCCCUCUCAGCUAGAAGUUCUGAAAAACAGACUGCUACAGAUUUACCCUAAUGGGCUACCUGAAGAACGGAUUCAAAUUCUGGGGAACAUAUCCACAGUGUUUAAUGCAACAGAAGUCAACAGCUGGAAUAUCAGUGAAGUUGAUACUCUUUCUGAAUUAAUGAAGCCACAAUUGGAAAACACAAUGGUUAUAUCCAUCAUAACAAGAUAUCUACUGUUAGGUGGAACUCUAAAUGCUGUUGCUUUGAAAGCAAUUGGUGGGGUAAACUUGUGCAUUCUGAAUGAGAGCCAGGUGAUAAUUUCAAACCUAACGGACGCAGGAGCUCUGGAUCUAUCUACUUGUACACAGUCCAUGAAAGACUUUCUUUAUAUCCAAGCAUUGUCUGUCCUUGGAUUUCAGCGAAGGAACACAAUCGCCUACUUCUAUCUAAUGAAACCAUAUCUAGGUGGAAUUCCUCUGGGAGAUCUGGAAGCUCUUGCAAAUAAUGCGGUGAACAUGGAUUUUGCAACCUUUGCAAACCUGAAUCCUCAAGUAGUAAAGAACCUGACGGCCCAGAAUCUGAUAGACUUGCUUGGGUACAACAUACAAGCUCUUCAAGAUGCGGUCAAUGAAACUGUUGUGGUGAUUUGGGUGAACUCACACUUUGAAUCUGAAGUCAGACGGCUUGGGUUGCCAGGAGGAAUUCCAGAUCCCACACGAGGCAUAAUAUUUUGUGCAGGCAAAGACAGUUCGGCUCUUAAUAAUUUCCUAAUCAAUAUUAAUCCAAAGCAAUUCUGCAGCUUUAACAUCACAGAAUAUGCAUGUGCUAAGACUGAUCUACUGAAGCGAAGCUUAAAUAGUGAUAACUUGACAGAUAUUUUUGACUGCUUCAUUGGCAAAAAUGCUCUGAAUACCUCAGAUGAAACAGCACUGAUUGUUUUCCUUCAGAAAUUUGAGGAGUCUACACUAAAUAAAGCAUUGGAUAAAUUCAGCAGGAAGACCCUGAAUGCAGAAGAAAUUCCCAUAUUGACGAAGGUCACAUUUAUAAACAGUCUGUGGGUGAUUGUGAAGACUAAUGAAAACUUAACCAGUCCACUCUUCCUGGCAAAAUGGUUCCAAGAGCGACUCAGGCCUUUCAUUGCUGGCAUUUCCCAGUCGGUGGUGAGCCCUCUUCUGACAAGGAACUUAACCUGUGAUGGUUACCAAGCAGUUGCAAAAGGACUUCGUAAAGGGUUCAGAGAAAUGUCACCAGAAGUGAGAAGGACUGUGCUGAAAGAGUGGAUCAUCAAUUACCUUAAUACCACAGCAUUUGUUCUUAAUUGUUAUGAAAACGGAAGCUUUGUUCUCUUCUUGAAGAGCUCAUUUCAAAAUAUCAGUCGCUUUCUAACUGUGACGGAUGUAUAUACUCUGGUGCCACCUGAUGUUUUCUCAGAGGUGUUGAAAACCGUCGAACCCAGUGAACUUGUUGAGGUUCUAAGCAGGCCUGGAUUCAUUGAUAACUACAGUAUUCUGAGCGCCAUCUUAAUCCGUAUCCAACCAGUCCAAAAGUUGGCUACACUUAUUAAUAAGUUCUUCAUGGAGAACCAAAAUAGUAACGUUUCAGCUACCAUCAUAGAGGGGAUACGGCUUGAAUUUUCCAGGAGCUUGUCUGGUUUUGGUAAUCCCGAAUUGGCUAAGUGGCUGAACUCCACACUAAUUCCAUCUCUGCCAUUGAUCAGUAACAUCCUUUUCACUUCCAGAAAUAUCCAGAAAUUCCCUUGCUAUCCAUUCAAUAAAAUUAUUGCAACACUGAGUUUUUUCAAACAACGACUGAAUUCCAGUGAUCAAGAAGUCAUAUACGAAAAUAUAUUAAAUUAUACCAAAGCAUUCCCACUUAAUUGUUAUGAAAACAACAGUUUUACUCUCUACUUGAAGACCUAUUUCCAAAAUUAUUCGGACUUUCUAUCUCUAAAGGAUGCAUUUUCAGUGGUACCUCCUGAACUUUUAGCUGAGGUGUUACAGAAUACUGAUCCCAGGGAAUUAGCUGAUCUGCUGAGAAUGCCUGGAUUCAUUGAUGACUAUAAGGUUCUGACUAACCUCUUAAUCAAUAUCCGAUCCAUGGAGAAUCUGAAUUUACUUGUAGUUGAAUUCAUCACCAAAACCCAAAAUGAUAAUCUUUUAGUUGCUGUCAUCGAGGGGUUACGGCUUGAGUUUCAGAAAAGCGGGUUUGGAGUUAAUGGUACUGAUGUAGAGGAAUGGCUUCAUGCCACACUAAUUCCAGCACUGCCACUCAUCAGCACCACCCUUUUCAACUCUAAUAAUAGCCAAAGACUCCAGUGCUUUUCGCUUGAAAAACUUGUUGCAGUACUGAGCUUAUUCAAACGGAAGCAAAAUCUCUAUGAUCAGAAAACCAUCUAUAAAAACUUAUUGGCUUACGCAAAAGCAUUUCCUUUUCAAUGUUAUGAAAACAAGAGUUUUGUUGUCUACCUGAAGAGCUAUUUCCAAAACUACUUCAAUUUUCUAACUCUGAGGGAUACAGUUUCACUGUUUCCUCCUGAUCGUCAGACUGAGCUGCUGAAUCGUAUUGAUCUGAAUGAAUUGGUCAACCUGCUGACUACACCUGGAUUCGUUAAUGACAGCUAUAUUUUAACAAAGUUGGUGCUGCAAAUUAAACCAAUCCAAAAUCUAACUGUGUUUUUAGAUGCUUUCGCCAAUGCAACCCAAAAACCGAAUCUUUUGGGUGCCGUAAUGGAGGGUGUGUGGAUUUGGUUUACCGAAAGUCUCUCUGAACUCACUGACGCAGAAGUGGAUGUUUGGCUUAAUGUCAGACUUGCCCCAUACCUGCCAUUUAUCACCACGCCCAUUUUGGUUUCCAACAGCACUCUGAGAGUCUCGUGUCUUAACUACAGAAGAAUUGUAAAAGCACUGAAUGUUCAAUUCCCAAAGUUAAACUCGGAAAAACGGAUUGAAAUCUACAAUGGAAUCAGAGCUUACCUGCUACAAGGUCCCAAACCAAAAUGCUAUAAUGCAAGUGAUCCAGUCCUGAACUCCACUGCUUGGUUCUCUCAAUAUCUGGGACAGUAUUUGAGUCAAGCAUCACUGUCUGACCUUCAGUCAUUCUCUGAUAAUGAAACAUUGCUUCAAGAGUUUGCAGCAAAUCCAGAAAACUUGAAACUUCUAGAAAAUGUGACAUUAUCGAAUGAAGUCUCAACAGCCUAUAUUAACUUACUGGUUAAAAACAAUCCAAAUUUUAAUGCUUCAAGUUUGCCAAACUCUCUGCUGUGCUUCAUUACCAAUACUAAUCUACUUCAGAAAUUGACUGCACAGCAAACAUUGGCUUUAAUCGGAAGGGUCAAUGAAGUCUGUGGGCUUAAUCUGACGACCAACACAUCUACCGAUGGUACAGUACCUCCUGAAGAGCCAACAGAUGAGCAAUUGAAGCUGGCGAUAGUUUUAGUGGGCAAAAUUGACAACUUUUCAGUCAGCACUUUGAAUACUUUGGGACAAACUGCUGUUGGACUAUCAUUGUCACAGGUUGACAGUAUUGAUGGGAACACUCUGGAGCAAGCUCUGCCAAGUCUGGGCAAUGUCCGAGGCUGGAAUAUUGGCCAAGCUAAUUCAAUAGUAAACAGGUUACUAGCGAGCGGUUUCCAGGUCAAUGACACAAGUCGUCUGCUGGGUCUGGGAAGCCUGGUGUCUGGAAUUCCCAGUGGUGUGUUCCAACGUAUUGAUCCCGUGAUAUUCAUCAAUGUAAUCUCAAACGUGAGAUUUGUUGAGAAUAUUGGAAGAGCACCGCCAUCUAUACGACAGAUCUGUGUUCUGCAGGUGCUGAGGAAUGUGGACAACCCAGUGACAACAGUAAGGAACAUUCCAUCAGUUCUUGCCGCAGAGGUUCCACCUGCACUGUUAAAUUCCAACCUCAGCCUCAGUGAUGUAAACAAUAAAGAGUGGACUCCCAGUCAGUCUGCUGUGUUCUUUCAAAGGGUGGUCAGAUACACCAACAGUUAUGAGAUAUUUACACCUGCUGUCCUCCGAGGUUUCAGUUGCGGUGCAACGAAAAACCUUGCUUUUGCUACAUUUCUGAAGCUUGUUCGAGCAAUGAAGGUGAAAGAGAUCGUGCUUGAUGAAAGUCAGCUUGAGUGUAUUUCUGGUAGAAUCACUUCUGAAAGAUCUGAAGUACCCUUGGAUGUCCUGCCCGGGGAUGUUCUACUGUUCAAUUAUCAAUACUUCAGUACUUUGUACACCUGCAAGGAUCUUUUCAAAUUAAUUGGGAAAUCGAACGUUAACCUCUUGAGAAAAGUAUCAGCAAGAGAACCAAAUAUUCUGAAUGACGCCAAAACCUGUUUGAGAGUUACCGGCAGGACCCUGACAAAGGAGAGCUUGACAAUACUGGGUGGAUUGGUCUGUGACAUUAAUGGAUCCAUGAUCAUGGAAUCUGAUAUAUCUGUUCUGGAUGCCUUAAAGAAAUGUGUCUCAUAUAGAGAUGAUCAGAAGACGGCAAUUGAAUUUCUCCUUCGAAGUGGAGCCAGCAAAUAUGGUUUACCUUCAUCAUGGUCAUCAACUACGAUAGAAAACCUCGGAAAUCUUCCUUUGGCAUUGACUGAAACGUGGAGGCAAAUAAACAUGCCUACCCUAAAAGAAGCUCUGCCGAGGUUUAUCAAGAAAAUAAAAAGAUUGAGACCUCCUGGAGAUGUGUUGAUAUUUAUUGGUCAGCUCAAAUUACGAGGAAGAUCAAACAAUACUGCAACCUGUGCAGAGGGAGUAAUAGCACCAGAAAGCAUCAAUGAUCUAAUACCUGCCAUCUAUGAUAUGGCCCAAUUGGACCUUUGUUUGAGUGAUGCUGUGCUGAAAGAUGGUGUUCUCCAACUGGGAUCUCUUGCCUUUGAUCCAAGUCAGCUGAAAGUUCUGAAAAAGAGACUUCUUCAGAUUUAUCCCAAAGGCAUUCCAGAAAGCCAUAUUCAGCUGCUGGGCAACAUCUCCACUGUGUUUAAUGCAACAGAAGUCAGCGGUUGGAACGUCACUCAAGUGGAGACACUUUCUGCAUUAAUGACGCAGCAGCUGGAAAACACAACGGUUAUAUCCAUUAUUACCAGAUUUCUCCAGUUAGGCGGUAAUCUUAAUGCAGUUUCCUUGAAAGGCAUUGGUGGACCCAACUUGUGCACUUUGAAUCUGGAACAACUGAAGACAAUUUCAAACCUGACGGAUGCUGGAGCUCUGGAUCUUUCCGCUUGCACACAGGAAAAGAAACGUUUGCUUUAUGAUAUGGCUGUCACCGCUCUGAAGUCUCAACAAACUGACCCAAUCCCCUAUUUUCAGCUGAUAAAGCCAUAUGUUGGUGGUGCCCGAGCAGAUGAACUGAGGUUUCUUGCAAAUAACAGAGUUAACAUGGAUUUUGCAACCUUCAAGGGAUUGGAUCCUGAAGAAGUAAAGAAACUGAAUGCUGAUACUCUGAUCAAUUUACUUGGAGUUUACCUUCAAGCUCUGCGACGUGGAGCGAAUGAAACUGUAGUAGUUGUUUGGGUGGCCUCAAACAAUGAGUCUGAAGUGAGGAAACUUGGGCUGACAGGAGGUAUUCCAGAACCUCCAACUGACAAUACAACUGGCAAUGCCACAGUUAAUGAAACUACAUUGUGUACAGCAAUAGACAGUUCAGCGUUGAAAACUUUCCUGCUUAAUGUUAAUGCAACCCAGCUCUGCAACUUCAGCAUUACAGAUUAUGCAUGUGUUGAGGCUGAUCUACUGGUCUCCAGUUUAAGCAGUGAUGACUUAGCAGACAUAGUUGAUUGUUUCAUCGGUCCAAAAGCUUUGAACAGAUCAGCUGAAACUGCGCUGACCAUUUUUAUUCAGAAACUUAACAGAACCACGCUGACCGAGGCCCUAGGCAAAUUCAACAGCAAGAUUCUGAACACAGCAUCAAUUCCCCUGAUGACAAAGAUCACAUUUAUGAAUGCCCUUUGGGAGACUGUGAAGACCUUUGAAAACUUAACAAGUGUAACCUUCCUGAGAGAGUGGUUCCAGGAGCGAUUCAGGCCAUUCAUUGCUGGCAUUUCCCAGUUCGUGCUAAACCCUUUGCUGACAAGAAACAUCAGCUGCGAGGGUUACCAGGCAGUUGUAAAAGGACUGAAUAAUGGAUUCAGGGAAAUGCCACGGGAGACAAGAGAGACUGUGCUAAACGUGUGGAUCCUUAAUUACCUCGAUACCACAGGUUCUGGUUGUAUCAGCAAUACCAAUGGAUCCAGAGACUGGCUUUUGAAGAAUUGGGGAAUGUUCAGUGGCCUUGUUCAGAUAGAGAUCUUAACCAGGAGGAAUCCAAGCUUCAAGCCGCUUGAUGCAGUGGAAUUACUGACACCUUCCCAACUGGGAGCAUUUGCUGGUAAGAACGGAUCAUUGCUUAAUGCUGAUGAUGUUCGGAAGAUCUUCAACAGCAUCACUACUGAUACUGUUGUCCAGUUCAUCGAGGAGUUCAGGACAGCCCAGAGCCAGAAUAAUGUGAUUUUCACUCCUGGUGUCAGAACAACAUUACUGCAAGAAAUUCUGAACCGUACGCAGCCAAUUUUUUCAACUGCCAAUGAAACGGAACUUCAGGUCUGGUUUGGCACAAGGUUGCAAGCGUUACUUCCAGGACUCACAGAAAACAUGUUGCCCUUAAUCUUUGUCACCGAAAACUGCAAAGGAUUUCAAACCAUAAUUUUAGAGCUGAACCCAAUCAAAGAACAGCUGAAUAGAAGUGUUCAAGCAGCUGUAUAUAGAGCAAUAUUGGCUUACACGAAAGCAAUCCCUCUUCGCUGCUAUGAAAAUAACAGUUUUAGCCUUUACCUGAAGAGCCAGUUUCAAAAUUUCUCCACGUUUCUAACUCUCUCUGAUGCUUUAUCUUUGGUUCCUUCCAGCCGAAUUACUCAGGUAUUAAGAGCCACAGGUCCCAGUGAUUUGGCUGAUUUGUUGAGCAGGCCAGCGAUCAUUGAUGACAACAACUUACUGACCAUGCUGUUGAGGAACUACCAACCCAUCCAGAACCUAGCACAAUUUGUGGAUCUGUUCAACCAAAAGACACUGGAUGAUAAUCUGACAGAUGCUAACCUAGCUGCCAUUAUAAAGGGUCUUUGGCCUCAGUUUAUUAUCAGCUUACCUGGUCUCAAUGGCACAGAACAGGAUGAAUGGCUUAACUCUAGGCUAAAUCCAUAUCUGCCUUUCAUCACCAAUGACCUCCUGGUUUCCAACAUCACCCUUGGAGUCGAAUGCCUUCCUUACAGGAAAAUUGUGAAAGCAUUGAGUCGUCAUUACAGUGACUUUGCCUCUGACAAACAAGUGGAAAUCUACCAGGGUAUCAGAACUUAUCUACAGCAAGGUCCUGAACCAAAGUGCUAUGAUGUUACUGAUCCAGUCCUGAACUCCACUGCUUGGUUUGCUGAAUACUUGGGACUUUUUAUGAAUCGCGUGUCACCAACAGAUCUUCAGUCUUUCGCCAAUGACUUAAUUCUUCAAGACUUUGCAGCAGACCCUGAAAAUGUGGCACUCCUAAAUCUUUUGACACUACCUGUUGCUGUCUUAAAGCUCUAUAUUAAUUUGCUGGUGACUAAUAAUCCAAAUAUUAAUAUUUCUGGGAUUCCAGAUUCUCUGAUUUGCUUCACUGCUGAUACAAAUUUACUUCAAACUGUGACUGGAGAACAAGCCUUGAUUAUUAUUGAAAAGGUGAACAAAAUCUGUGAGGACAACGUGUCAUCCGAUGCAAUAACUGAUGAACAGAUUAAGCUGUCAAGAUCAUUAGUGAACAAAAUUUCAAACUUAUCAGUCAGCACUCUGACAAGCUUGCAACAAUCAGCUGUGGGGCUCUCAGUGACACAGAUUGAAAAUACUGAUGCUGUCAAUGUGGAGAAAGCCCUGCCAAGUCUGAGUACUGUCAAGGGCUGGAACAUUGGUCAAUCCAAACAAAUUGUAAGCAAGUUAUCAAGUAUUAAUUUCCAGUUUAAUAAUAAGGACAAUCUGGUCAGGCUCGGAACCUUGGUGGCUGGUAUUUCGGUUAAUGUAUUGCAACGUAUUGAAUCCACCGUGCUCGUCAACGUGACCUCCGACAUUACAUUCAUCAGAAAUAUUCAAGAGGCACCACAACCUGCUCAGCAGUUUAUCACUCUGAAAGUUUUGCAGACUGAAGAUAGCCGCAUAAGAGCUGUGAAGAAGAUUCCAAGUGCUUUAGUUAAAGAGAUUCCACCCACAUUUCUUACCACGGAUCUCAACCUUCAAGAUGUCAAUGAUAAACAGUGGGUGCCCAGUCAGGCUGCCGUAUUCUUUGGAAAUAUCGUGGGUAAAAAUAGAAACUUUGAAAUAUUCUCAUCCUCUAUCUUGCAAGGCUUCAGUUGUGGUGCAGUAGUAUCUCUGAAUGACUCCACAUUUCUUCAGCUUGUUCAAGCAGUGAAGCAAAAAAGAGCUGUGCUUGAUGAAAGUCAGUUAAGCUGUAUGUCUUACAGACUAACUUCUAUUCAAACACCAUCAAUCAUAGACGAUUACCCUGAGGAUGUUCUGUUGUUUUUCGACUCUUCUGACUUCAGAACAUCUCCAAACUGCAAGAAAUUCUUUAAAGCAAUUGGAAAGUCAAACAUUGAUAUCUUACAGAAAAACUCACGUCGGCGACAAAGGCUGUUGAAUAAUGCCUUCACUUGCUUGGGCAUUGGUGGUAGAAAUCUGACAAGGGAGGACGUUGCAGUUUUAGGCCGCUUGACCUGUGACCUUCCAGGAACUGUUAUCUCUAACUGUGAUGUUACCGUUUUGGAUCCAUUGAGGGAAUGCACCUCGUACUCAGAUGAUCAAAAGACUGCAAUUGAAUCCCUGCUUGUCAACAAAGCCAGCAGAUAUGGUUUCCCUAGUUCAUGGUCGACCAGUACAGUGAAUAAUCUCGGAAAUCUUCCUUUGGCUUUAUCCACAGCCUGGAGUCAAGUGAAUCUGUUUGUCUUUAAUACAGCCCUCCCAAGGUUUAUCAGGAAAGUGAAAAGGUUUAGAAGACCAAACGACAUAGUAAAGUUCAUGAAGCGGCUCGGAAGACGUAGAAGAUCAAGGCGAGCAGCAGACUGUACUGUCGGACAAAUAACAGUAGAAGGAAUUAGUGAGCUGACCCCGGUGGAUUAUGAUGCUGUCCAGUUGGAGGCCUGUUUGAGUAAUGAUGUAUUAAAAGACAAUGUGGUGACACUGGGAACUCUUAAUUUUGAUACUGAACAACUUACAAUCCUGAAAAACAAACUCAGUCUGAUUUACCCCAAUGGCUUACCAGAAAACCAGAUUCAGCUGCUCGGGAACAUAUCCACUGUGUUCAAUGUGACAGAAAUCAGCAGCUGGAAUAUCACUGAAAUUGAAACACUUUCUGCAUUAAUGGCACAAGAAUUGGAAAACACAACGAUUAAAGCCAUCAUCACAAAAUAUCUCCAGAGUGGUGGAACUCUCGAUGCAGUUUCAUUGAAAGCUAUUGGUGGAUCAAACUUGUGUACCCUGAAUGAAAGUCAACUCAUGACCAUUUCAGAAUUGAUGAAUGCUGGUACGCUGGAUAUCUCCACAUGCACUCAAUCAAAGAAGAACCUGCUUUACACUCAAGCAGUGAAAGAAUUAGCAUCUCAGCCAAAUAGCACCAUUGCCUACUUCAAUCUAAUAAAGCCAUUCCUCGAUGGUUCUAAUGCAAAUGAUCUGAGUGAACUUGCAAAAAAUAAUAUCAGCAUGGACUUUGCAACGUUUACACAUCUGAAUCCUGAAGAAGUGGCGAAACUUACUGCCAAUCAGUUGCAAAGCUUGCUUGGAAUUAACCUUCCUGCUCUUCAAACUGGAGCCAAUGAAACUGUCGUGUUAGCAUGGGUGAGCUCACACUUUGAAUCUGAAGUAAGGCGUAUUGGGUUGACUGGAGGAAUUCCAGAUCCAUCAGAUCCCCAACUUAACUUUAUGUGUGACAACAACACCUAUAAUGAAACAGCUUUCUGUGCAGCUGUAAACAGUUCUGCUGUGAAUGAGUUCUUGAUGUCUGUUAAUGAGUCCCAGCUCUGCAAUUUCAACAUUACAGACUAUGCAUGUGCUCAGAAUAAUCAACUGUUGGAAAUUCUAACUAGAGAUCGUCUGACAACUUUAUUUGAUUGUUAUACUUCAACGAAGGCUCUACAGAGGCAAGAUGAAACUGCACUGGGGAUAUUUGUUCAGAAGCUUGACAAAACAAUCCUUAAUGAGGCACUGGAUAAAUUUAACAACAAGACUCAGAACACAGCAUCAAUUCCUCUGAUGACGAAGAUCACAUUUAUGAAUGCCCUGUGGGAGACGGUGAAGACCAAUGAAAACUUAACCAGUUCUGCUUCCCUGACAAAAUGGUUCCAGGAGCGUUUCAGACCAUUCAAUGCUGGCAUCUCCCAAGCAGUGCUGAACUGCCUUUUGAUGCAAAACACAACUUGUGAGGGUUACCAAGCAGUCUUAAAAGGACUCAAUAAUGCAUUUGGAGAGAUGCUACAGGCAACAAGAGAGACAGUACUAAAAGUAUGGAUUCUUGGCUACCUCAACACCACAGGUGCAGGAUGUAUCAGCAACACAAAUGGAUCAAGAGAUUGGCUGCUGACAAACUGGGGAAUGUUCAGACACCUUGUUAACAUAGAGGCUUUAACCAGCCUGAAUUCCAAUUUCAGUGGAUUUGACGUUCUGGACCUACUCAAUUCAAGACAUCUGUCUGAGCUAACUGUGAACUCCUUGAACAACAUAAAUAACAUCAAUGCAAUCCUUGAUGCAGUUGCUAGCAGAAACUUCACUGGACUGAAGGAAUACAUGAAGUACUUUGUCACCAACACACAAAUGAUGGAUAUUCAAGUUAUUCAAAACACAGCUGUUAGAGAUGUGAUGCUGAAUAAGAUCAUGCAACAGUUAGAAGCCCAGUUUCCAGCAUUUAAUGCCACAGACUAUGCCCACUGGUUCCAGACUAAAUUACAUCUUCUGCUGCCCAGUAUUCGAUCCAGCAAUCUCGGCCUCAUACCUUCUAACAUAACCUGUGAAUCAAACCAAGCCAUAAUUAAAGGACUGGACAAUGUUUAUCCAAGUUUAUCAUUGUCACAGAUUAGGAAUAUCAGCACGUUUGCAUCAACUUACCUCUCCAUCCAACUUAAGUCAACAGGUACUGCAUGCACUGAAAAUGCUCCUAAUAGCCGAGACUGGAUUCUAAAGAACUUUGGUGAAUUCCGGUCACAAGCUCAAUAUAGCAAGCUAACAUCUCUGAACAGUAAUUUUAUGGGAAUUGAUGUUGUGGAUUUACUCACCGUCAAACAACUCGCCCAAUUAUCUGCUAGCAGUGGAAUUCUGAAUAAUUCUGUUAACGUACAGAAGAUCAUGGACAGUAUUUCAGCCGAUAACAUUACUCAAUUCAUGGAUGUUUUCAGUCAUGAUGCAAAGCAGAACAAUAUAUCAUUGGCACCAGAGGUGGCAACCAUUUUAUUGAGUGAAGUUCUAAAUCGUGCUCAGCCAAUUAUUUCCACUUCUAAUGAAACUGAACUUCAGGUCUGGCUUGAUACUAGACUUCAACUCCUGAUUCCAAACCUGAAUGGAAACUUAACCAAAAUACUUCUGGCUAAUAUCAGCUGCAGUGGAGCUCAGAUCAUAAUACGGACCCUGAAUGCACAAAUUUCGAAGUUUCUGGAAAACAUUCAGCGACAAAUGUACAGCAGCAUUAGAAAUUAUCUCAGUGCAGGUCCAAAACCAAGAUGUUAUAGUGCAAGUGACCCAGCUUUAAACUCUACUGCUUGGUUUGCCAAUUAUUUUGGGAAGUUUUUGAUUUAUACAAGCACAGAUGACCUGGCUUUGCUGACAGCUACUGCAACAUUGAAGCUAUUUACAGCCAACCAGAAAAAUCUGGAUCUUCUGAAGAGUCUUAAUCUUCCAAAAGAAAUCCAAAGCUUUUAUGCCAAGGCUCUCUUCACAAAUGAAAACAUUAAUUUCUCAAGCAUUCCUGACAGCUUGGUUUGUUUUAUUGUUGGCACCCCAUCAGUUCAAUCUUUAAAUGCUCAGCAGGCUUUAUCUCUGCUUCAAAAAGCAAACGUAGCCUGCCAGACUCCAAGCACAAAUGGAACUGCACCAACAGAUAAUCAGAUGCAGCUUGCAGUUGCUCUAGUGAGUAAAAUUGACAGCUUCUCAUUUGAUACGCUGAGCAAUCUGGGCCAAUCAGCUGUUGGACUAACAAUAACACAGAUCAAUGCUAUCAACAGUACUGAUGUUCACAAAGCCCUGGGCAGCCUGGGUAAUGUCAAAGGCUGGACUCCUGGCAAAUCCGAUGCAUUGGUCAAAAAGUUGAUCACUGCUAACUUCCAGUUUAACAAUGUCACCAACCUGUUGAAAAUGGGAACUUUGGUGUCUGGUCUUACAAGUGAGAGGUUGGAGAACAUCGAUAGCAAUGUGAUCGUCAGCGCCAUUAAUGAUAACACUUUUGUAGAAAAUAUAUUGCUUGCUCAAGAACCAUCACAACAACUUGUUGUCCAAAAGAUUAUUCAAUCUUCAAAUAAUCCCACAAUAUUUAUACAGAGAGUUCCAGCUAUGCUUGCUUCUAAAAUUCCUUUGCCUCAGUUGAUUUCCAAAGAUAUUAACCUGAAUCUUGUGAACAAAAAGCAGUGGAAACCCUUCCAGGCUGCUGUGUUUUUUGGGAUUUUGAUAGGAAACCGUAACCUAAACUUCAAUGUUGCAUCCGCCUCUGUACUGCAAGGUUUCAGUUGUGCAGCAGGAAACAAUUUGGACGAUGAACGAUUCAAAAAAUUUGUUACAGGCACAAAAGAUAAUGUUUCACUGAAUGCUGAUCAGCUGAUUUGCAUGUUUAGAAGAUUGAAUGCCACUGAAACACCAGGAAACAUUUCUGACCUACCAGCAGAUGUCUUGAUAUACUAUACCCCUGAAGCAUUCCCAUCCGAAAACUGUACAAGCUUCUUCCGUGCUGUUGGGCAUGCCAACAUUAAUGUUGUAUCACGAGAAUCUCAAGAAAGGAAGAAUCUGUUGAAAAAUGCUAAAAUCUGCUUGAAUAUUUCGGCUGAAGGGUUGUCAAGAGAUGAUGUGACGAUACUAAAUAAUUUAGUCUGCGACUAUGAUGGAGACAUUACAAAAUCUGAUAUUUCUAUAUUAGAGGCAUUGAAAAGUUGUACUGAAUAUACACCUAUUCAGCAAAAUGCAAUUAAUACCUUACUUAACAAUCAUACACAAGUAUAUGGUGAUCCCUCCACAUGGAACACAUCUACACUAGAAAAUUUGGGAACACUUGUGUUUGCUGUGAAUGGAAAUACAUGGAAAGACGUCAAGAGGGCUGUUAUCUUAGAUGGCCUGAAAACAUAUGUGGGGAGACGAUCAAAGUUCCAAAUUCAAAGACAGCGAGAUUUGCUCCUACGCCUGUCCUUAUUUACCAGAGCAAAACGUGCAACAGGAUGUGGAGUUGGUGAAAUAACAGCAUCUAUGACAUUUGAUGUCUUGCUACCUGCACAAUAUGGAGCAUCAGAUUUGGAUGAAUGUCUGAAUAAUACCAUACUGAAGGAUUAUCUGUUUCAACUGGGAAGCCUUGCUUUCUCUGAAGCCCAGCUUGAAGUCUUAAAGGAAAAAUUGAAUCAGAUUUAUCCAAAUGGAAUUCCCGAAGAGAAGAUCCAGUUACUGGGAUAUAUUACUUCAGUGUACAACUCUACUGAUAUUAACACUUGGAACGUAACCAAACUGGAGACCCUUUCAGCUACACUGUCAAACAGCCUGAGUGAUGAUGUGAGCAAAGCCAUUAUGUCAAGAUACUUAAGUGCCUCUAGAAUAAUAGAUACAGCUGUGCUGAACAUUAUUGGUGGUAGGGUGUUGUGCCUUCUUGACGAAAGCCAACUAGAGAAAAUCAGUCGUACUAAUAUCAGCAAUGCAAACCCUCUGAAUAUUUCCUCGUGCUCUCAAUCAAAGAAAAACUUAAUUUACAACAAAGCAAAGAGUGUGAUUGAGUUACAAAAUAAUGAUUCAGUCAUCUACUAUAACCAGAUGAAAACGUAUUUUGGUGGUGCAAGUAGUGCUCACUUACAGACUCUAGCUUCACAGAAAAUCACUAUGGAUCCCUCUGUAUUCCUGGCACUGAAUCCUGAGGAAUUAAAAGAACUCAGUGCCAAUGAAUUGAAAAAUUUGCUCGGAAUUAACCUUCAAACAGUUAAAACUCAUGAAAAUUCCACACUAGUUCAAGCUUGGAUUUCACAACAUACAAAAAGUGAAGUGAGGAGCCUGGGAAUUGGUCUAACAGGAGGAAAGCCUGACUCUGAAUCUUCUGGGUUAUUUAAUAUCCUAGUAAUAGGAUCAUCAUCAUCAUCAUCUAUCAACAAGAAUUAUCUACAGUGUUUAAUUCAGUCUUUCUCCAUCAGUGCAAUAAUCAUUGUAUUACAAGUGUGGUUGUGAUAGAAAGAGACUAUUUUACAAUAUCUGUAAAUUGAUAAUGUCUGUAUAAGUGUGUCUGACAAUCAACCACUGAACACAAUUUGAACAUGACAAGCACUAACAUUUACCAAAUGAUUUAGUUGUAUAUGAUGUUUAACAUACAGAGUAAAUAUUUUAAAUUAUAAACUCAGUUUUGCAUUAUAGGAUCUUACUAAUAGUAGAUAAAUUGCCAGUCAUGCCAAAGGACAAAUUUAAAAGUGUUACAAAGAAAAAUAAGAAAGAACCUCUUUAAUCAGAGUUAUGUGAUUAGUAUGCAAGCUAAUAAAAACAUUAAUGAUCAUUAAAAUAUAGAUAUUUGAUCAAAUGUAGUGCUUUGGGUCAAAUGUUAUUUUCAGGUUUUUGUUUUUAAUUAUAUUUAAAUUUUGACAUGAGAGCUUGUUGAUAGAGACAAAUACUAAUACAUUUUUCAGUAAAUAAGCAAGCAAUUUAUAUUUAACUAAGAUGGGUGUAAUUACUUUUCUCAAACAAUGAAAAAUGUGAUAAUUUUUUAAAUUAAGUAGUAACUAGUAACUUAGCACAACCAAA
Pristis pectinata (smalltooth sawfish) is the source of this 21585-nucleotide messenger RNA. RefSeq lists its product as uncharacterized. Lineage: Eukaryota; Metazoa; Chordata; Chondrichthyes; Rhinopristiformes; Pristidae. Gene Ontology annotation, cellular component: cell surface. The transcript is spliced from 160 exons. Gene Ontology annotation, biological process: cell-matrix adhesion. The coding region runs from base 124 to 21021 and encodes 6965 amino acids. The record is from RefSeq and is a predicted model, not a curated record.